Messenger RNA from Papaver somniferum (opium poppy), 1179 nucleotides. RefSeq lists its product as uncharacterized. Gene Ontology annotation, biological process: protein deubiquitination. Gene Ontology annotation, molecular function: deubiquitinase activity. The coding region runs from base 259 to 1008 and encodes 249 amino acids. The record is from RefSeq and is a predicted model, not a curated record. Lineage: Eukaryota; Viridiplantae; Streptophyta; Magnoliopsida; Ranunculales; Papaveraceae. The transcript has 4 exons.
GGUCUGUCACACAACAAAACAAAUACACGAAAAGAAGAAAUUUUGAGAAAACAAAAAGAAAAAGAAAAAGAAGAGAAAAAGAGUCUGUCCGAGUAGUAAUCUGUAAUCAAUCCGGAGUUCCAGACAGACAAGAGAGAGAAGUGGAAGAGACGAAGACUGAAAAUCUCAGAAAUUUUCUGUAUUAAUAAUACAGAUAGAGAUUUGAUUAGAGAAAUAGAGAAGAAAAAAUAGGGAGAAAAGGGGAUAACAAUAAUAAUAAUGGAGGUGAAACUCCAUAUAUACGAUGUAACUAAUAGUGGUUCAGCAAAAACUAACAAUACGAUUGUUCAAAUCAAUAAGAUCUUUAAAGAUGGGAUUGGCCUUGGUGGUAUCUUUCACUCUGCUAUUCAGGUCUAUGGGGAUGAGGAAUGGUCUUUUGGGUACUGUGAACAAGGUACUGGAGUGUUUAGUUGCCCACCCAGUAAGAAUCCGAUGUACACAUAUCGCGAGUGUAUAGUCCUCGGGACAACAACAGCCUCAAUCUACAAAGUUAACCAGAUCCUGAGAGAACUUAGCAGAGAGUGGCCAGGAGAGUCAUACGAUCUACUAUCAAAGAACUGCAAUCACUUCUGCGAUGAGUUUUGUGAAAGGCUAGAUGUGCCUAAAAUUCCAGCUUGGGUUAACCGGUUCGCCAAUGCUGGUGAUGCUGCAAUGGAGGUUGCUGGAAACACGGCUUUACGAUUUCGGCAAGCCAAGGCAGAGAUUGUGACUGCUAGUAAAGUUGCAUAUCGGUUCCUCUCAAAUGUUACUACCACAGCCAACACAUCGACAGUAAAUCAAGACUCUCCGGGCAAUUCAAACAGAGGUGGUAACCCUAGAUUCCAGUCUACGUGGUUCAAAAGUUUGAUGUCCAUUGGUGCCAGACCACCUAAUAGCCCAGAGCUUGACACCCAAACUGAAGGCACACUUCCUCAUCAGCAACAAAAACAUUCCACAGGUCCUAUAAGGCAGAAUUCAAGAGACAUUUGAAAAAUUCCCUGCACCCCAUUGGGCAUCAAUCGGCAACAACUACACUGUGUACCACUACUUGUUAUUGAAAAUUACGCAGAAAAUGGCAUGUAAAAUUUUAAGUUCAAUACCAAAGAAAGAUAUUUCUGUUCAAAACUGAAAAUGUUAUUAAGAAAAGGAGAUUUAGGUGCA